Anopheles cruzii is the source of this 1126-nucleotide messenger RNA. RefSeq names its product INO80 complex subunit E. NCBI's taxonomy places the organism in Eukaryota, Metazoa, Arthropoda, Insecta, Diptera, Culicidae. The coding region runs from base 88 to 939 and encodes 283 amino acids. Gene Ontology annotation, cellular component: nucleus; Ino80 complex. The record is from RefSeq and is a predicted model, not a curated record. The transcript has 2 exons. Gene Ontology annotation, biological process: chromatin remodeling.
UUAAAGAAGCUAAUUGUAGGCGUUGUUGAGAACAUAAAACUGUAUUGAAAGAGCGCACGCAGGAUUAAAAAGGAUUAUCCUUACAUUAUGCUUGGAGGGUGGUACUGUCGAACAAUGCAACAAGCGCAGAAAAGUGAAUUAGACGCGGAUGCUAAUGAGCCGCUGGACAACGACAGCACCGGACCUGAUGAUGACAGUGACGACGAAGGUUCCAGCAAAAAGGAAGUAGAUUAUAGAUCCUUAUGUAAAGAUAUGAAGAAAAAACUGAAAAUUCUCCUCUACGAAAAUGCCUUCUUCCAACACAAUCUAACUGUUCACCAAAGACGACUGCUGAAGAUUACACGCGAUCGCUCGUUUCUAUUGGAUCGCCUGUUAGAAUACGACCGGCCUGAGCUAUCAUCGUCAGACAGCGAAGCCACCGUUUCCUCAGAUGAUUCACGCGUAGAAGUAGUUCAAAAGAAACGGAAAACCGAUACCAGUGCUACUCCUAGUAAUUCAGCGUCGAAACCUUCGUCGGUAGCUCAAACGAAACGAGGCAAGAAAGUCCAGAGGAAACAACCACAGCCUACCACUUCUCAGCAGUUCACCGGGGCAACGAAUCAGGAGCCGGUACCGAAGCAAUCUGAAUUGUUGCCAAUGCCUCACUUGUCACCAUCUGUCCUGCUAGAUAGUGCAUUCAUUCCGGGUAUUUCGAAAGAUAAUCAUGUUGAACUGUUGUCUCAAGAAAGACAACUGACCAACGAAGAAAUUGAAAGACAUCUUCAGCUUCGAAAGGAAGUGCUAGAAGUUGUCCCAGAAGGGGAGUUACCAAGUGAGGUGUUUAGUACGGUCCCAUCUAGCGCGAUGUGUGAUGCGCCCAACGACGAAACAGUUGAGCCCUCCAGGGGGAAUUUAGUGGAAGACUGCUUUUCGGUGGAUCUUAAUCUAAUGAAUGUUUAAAUUUCUGAAACACAACGCACAACGCAAUGCCACGUUGUACGAAACCCGUUGGUAGAGUAGAAUGAUAUUUUACAUUUAAUUUCAAUGUUUCCCAUCAUUAAAAUCCCAGAAAUUUGUCAUCUGUUUAAAGCACGAAAUUUAAGGCAAAUGAGGUAAAAUGAAAAAUAUGUAAAACUGUACGUCAAUA